AUGUCGCUGUACGGUGAAAAGCCGGUGUCCCACAUCGAGUUGCUGCAGCGCCUUCGAUCGUGCGCGGCUGGCCUGCAAGUUCUGGGUCUCGGCAGGGGAGACCGCGUCUACGCGCGCUUCUGCAGCUCCAGCGUCGAUGGCCUGGUCGCGUUGUGCGCCGCGAUUUUCACUGGAGCCACGGUCAUCCUCGCCGGAGACUUCACGCAAGCGGAGCACCUGGCCAGCAUCAAAUCUUUGGACAUCACGCACUUCCUCGUCGAUUCUGGAACAGCAGAGAGACUAGUUCCUUUGCUCCCGGAGCUGAAACUCAAGGGCAAGCUGUCUGUGGACCAGUUGCCGGGAUUCGUGCACGUGUCGUCUCUGCAGUGGGGGAACGAGGCGUCCUUCCGCGACAACUGGGUCGCCACAUGCGAGGACGAUGUCGCCCUGAUCGCAUACAGCAGCGGGACAUCCGGCCUUCCCAAGAACAUAGAAAUACCACAAAGAUGUCUCCUCUAUUGCCUCGUCGCUGCCGAGACAACUCAGCCACUGACGUGCGACGACAUAUGCGUCACUGGGGCAAACAUAUGCACGUACAUUGGGUUCACGCUCUACCUCAAGGGACUGUACCUCGGCGCCACAUUCCUGAUGAUGGAGCAACACCAGCGUGCACACGGCCUCGCCGACGCCAUUGCCAGACAUAAGGCGACGUGGUUCAUGAGCACACCUCUUCGCGCUCUCGGCUACGCGCAGCAAGUGCUGAAGAGGGGUGACGGACCUCCACCUUCGCUGAAGAGUAUCUUGCUAGCGGGGGCUCCUCUGUCGGCGGCCGUCGCUCAAGAAGUCGUGGCCGUGUUACAACCCGACGAGAUGCGUAACGCGUACGGCACUACGGAGACCAGCGGCAUUCUGACUCUGCCACCACGCGGAGAGCGCUGCUACGACCACGUCGGGUUUCCAUUGCCCGGAACCAGGGUCAAGGUCGUUGACGCUGGAUCCGGCGCAGUGUUAGGGCCUAUGGAAAAAGGCGAAGUUCUAGUGCAUUCUCCUUCCGCUAUGAAAGGGUACUACAAUAUGGCUGACGAAACGGACGCUGUUAUCGAUGCGCAAGGAUGGUUCCAUACAGGCGACAUCGGUUUCUACGACGAGGACGGCCGCCUGUACCUAGUUGACCGGGUCAAGUUCACGCUGGACUGCUUCGGCAGGAAAGCGAGUCCCUGCGAAAUCGAAGACUGUCUCAUGGAACACCCAGACGUGGCCGAAGCCGCCGUGCUGGGAGUGCCUAGUGCAGUCGCCGGCGUGGUGCCUGCCGCCAUCGUGGUGCUCCGGUCACGUUGCGAGAACAGGGGCGAAGAGCUGGCCGAAGAACUCAAGGCCCACGUCGCGGCUCGUCUGUCCCGGUGGAAGCACCUUUACGGUGGAGUCUACUUCGCCGACGUCAUCCCAAGAACCGAGACGGGAAAGAUACAACGGCGCGACUUGCCCACACUCAUUCUUGCGCUGGAUAGAAUCGACCGUGGGGCAGUAUUGCCACCCAGAGAGUAAUUGCCUUCAUUAAAGGGUGUUUUUUUU
Molecule: messenger RNA, 1551 nt
Organism: Dermacentor silvarum
Lineage: Eukaryota; Metazoa; Arthropoda; Arachnida; Ixodida; Ixodidae
Exons: 9
Coding region: 1-1524 (507 amino acids)
Molecular function (GO): CoA-ligase activity
Source: RefSeq, a predicted model, not a curated record